This is a messenger RNA of Amaranthus tricolor (Joseph's coat), 1150 nucleotides long. RefSeq lists its product as uncharacterized. Bases 279 to 953 code for a protein of 224 amino acids. The transcript is spliced from 2 exons. NCBI's taxonomy places the organism in Eukaryota, Viridiplantae, Streptophyta, Magnoliopsida, Caryophyllales, Amaranthaceae. The record is from RefSeq and is a predicted model, not a curated record.
AAUAAUAAUUAGUUUAAUUUGCAUCAACUAUAUAGAUAAAUUUAUUUAAAAAUAAAGAAUACUUAAGUAUAUUUUUAACGAAAUAAAAAUUAAUUUAUUAUCAGCAAAUUUCCAUUUAAUUUAAAAUCAAAUUCAGGGCAGGACAACUUGGGAGUUGGGUCAAGAAUUUUACAGGUUUAUUUGUAACUGUAAGGUGUAAGCUUUUAUAUGGGACACCUCAUCACGAAAACUCAAACUUUCUAAGGUCUAAAGCAGGGUUGAAGAGGAAAGAGCAAAAUAUGGAGAAGCGGCCAUGGAAUAAUGUAAAGAUGAUGAUUAUGAUAGCAAUCUGGGUAACACUGAAUCUUUUUGCAACCACCAAAGCAAUCGAAUCUCCACAAUUUACUGUAAUCCACACUGAAUCAGAGUUUGAAAUUAGGGUUUACAGAGAUUCUACUUGGAUGUCUACUCCCGUUGACCAUCUUUCCUUUCAUCAAGCUACCAAAUUGGGUUUCCAUCGGUUGUUUCAAUACAUCCAAGGUGCCAAUCUGAACUUCUCUAGAAUCCCGAUGACUAAACCAGUGUUGACUAGUAUCGUCCCUGGAGCUGGACCACUUCAUUCAUCAGCAUAUUUUGUGCGCUUCUACUUGCCUUUAAAGUUCCAAGCCAUCCCACCACUUCCACUUCCCGAGCUUCAGCUAAAGCCAGUCUCAUGGCCAACUCACUGUGUUGCGGUGAGGAAGUUUUCAGGAUUUGCUGGUGAUAACAAUGUUGUAACGGAGGCUGAGAAACUGGCUACCAGUUUAAGUAGAUCACCAUGGGCCAACUCAAUCUCAGCUAAGAGCAAAUCUGCCUACUCCGUGGCUCAAUACAAUUCUCCUUUCCGAAUCUUCAGUCGUGAGAAUGAAAUAUGGGUCGACGUGGAUGGGUCUGAAUCGAAUAACUGUAUGUCCAGUGGAUUUGCUACGUACUGAAUAACCAGCAAUAUUCUCUUCUAAAUGGUGUAUUUGUUAUGUUGUCUGGAUUUUCGAUGUAUAUACCAGUCCAAAUAAAUUUGUAUAUGAAGAAGGCUGAAGCCAUGUUCUACAUCUUUAUCAAAUGUUCUGUUAUUAAAAUCCUUACUGCUUUGUUGCGAGCCAUUAGAGGAGAAAUUUGACUUUCCUAUGAAGUA